AUGAAGAAGUAUGAGUUCCAAACCAUCACCGAAGACGUAGGCACUUCAGGAACAAAUGAUUUGGUCACGAAAGAAAAAUCGAUUCAUAUUCCUCCAGAAGAUUUGGCAGCCAUCGGCCGGCUAAAUAACGACCAGAGGCAUGCAUUUGAUAGGGUAGUGAAAUCCGUCUAUCGCCGCGAAAGUUCUAUAUUCUUUAUUGAUGGUCGGUUCAGGGAAAACUUCCUGUACAGGGCGAUACUGGCCUAUCUAAGAACUGAAGGACAUAUUGCAAUUGCAACGGCGACAUCAGGAAUUGUUGCAACCAUGAUGUCAGGUGGGCGGACCGCUCAUUCUAGGUUCAAGAUACCUGUACCAGCUGACUCAACAUCUUCGUGUGACAUACCAGUGGACACUGAUUUAGCAGAUCUCAUUCGAAAGGCCAGCUUGAUUAUUUGGGACGAACCAAUAAUGGAAAACCGAUAUGCAUUUGAAGAUUUAGAUCGAAUAUUAAGAGCCGUAACUAAAGUCGAGAAACCGUUUGGAGGUAAGGUUUUGGUUUUUGGUGGUGAUUUUCGUCAAGUAUUGCCUGUAAUUGAACGUGGCACCCGAGCACAGGCAGUAAGUGCAUGCUUAACCAAUGCAAAAUUUUGGAAGGAUGUCAAGGUAAGUCAUCUCAAAGAAAACAUGCGUUCAAGGUUGGAUCCUGACUUCUCAGAAUUCUUGGUUCGCAUCGGAGAUAAAGUUGAGCCCUAUGUUAUGGAAGACAUGGUGAAACUUCCAGGUGAUAUUGUAUUGGAAUGGGAUGGAGAGCAGGCGAUUAAGAGAUUGAUUGACGAGGUUUUUCCAAGAUUUGAAGAGAAUGCAUUUGACAAAGUUUAUAUGAGUCAAAGGGCCUUGAUAACUCCAAAUAAUGACGUUGUCGAAAAGAUCAAUCAGAAAGUUAUUGAAAUCUUCUCGGGAACCGAGGUAGUGUAUCACUCCUUUGACACGAUAACAGAUGACCCCAAGAAUUUGUGGGCAAAGGUUUUUCUCAACACUAUUGCUCCAGGUAGAUUACCUCCCCCACAAGCUUAUACUGGAGAUAGGUGCACCAAUUAUUCUCUUGAGAAGCCUUGA
This is a messenger RNA of Papaver somniferum (opium poppy), 1095 nucleotides long. Its product is annotated as ATP-dependent DNA helicase PIF2-like. The transcript has 2 exons. The record is from RefSeq and is a predicted model, not a curated record. Gene Ontology annotation, biological process: telomere maintenance; DNA repair. Gene Ontology annotation, molecular function: DNA helicase activity. NCBI's taxonomy places the organism in Eukaryota, Viridiplantae, Streptophyta, Magnoliopsida, Ranunculales, Papaveraceae. Bases 1 to 1095 code for a protein of 364 amino acids.